Molecule: messenger RNA, 9767 nt
Organism: Erinaceus europaeus (western European hedgehog)
Lineage: Eukaryota; Metazoa; Chordata; Mammalia; Eulipotyphla; Erinaceidae
Gene: BAHCC1
Product: BAH domain and coiled-coil containing 1
Exons: 28
Coding region: 525-8432 (2635 amino acids)
Molecular function (GO): chromatin binding
Source: RefSeq, a predicted model, not a curated record
GCCCCCGCAGGCAUCCCCAUAGCCCUGGGGCCUGCCUAGUCAGCAGACGGGGUCCCCGGCUGUGCGGUGACCAGCCUGGACUCGGCGACCCCGUGCUAGCGCAGAGGAGAGAUGUGGCCACUUUGAGGAACUGAAAGAGAACGAUUACCUUCUCUUAACAGGCCUCCCCAUCACCACCCCCAAGCCCCCAAUCUGCAGAGAAAGAUCCUGGGCAAAUGUGAUGGGGGCGGGGUGAUUGUUCCAGCCUGGCCAGGAAGCUCCCGGUGGGGACAGUGGGCUAGGCACUGCGUCGCAUCGGGCCAGACGAUGGACCCGCACGGCAGCCGCCGGCUCGGUGAGCGGCAGCCCGCCCAGGAGCCCAGCCCGCCUGCGUGCUGACCGGCGCCGCCCUCAUAGCCAGCGACCGGGGCCACCGCCUCCUCCGCAAAACCCGCGCGCUGAGCUGCCCCGGGGUUCCGGCCGCGCUGCUCCCGGGAGGCGGCGGUGGCGGUGGCGGCGGUGGCGGCGGCGGGCCGGGGCCGGGCAUGGAUGGCCGGGACUUCGCGCCGCCGCCGCCGCCGCCGCCGCCGCAUCUGCUGCCGGAGCGCGGGAGCCUGGGCCAUCGCAGCGCCGCUGCCGCCCGCCUCGCCUCCGCCGGCCCCGCCGCGCAGCCCGCCCCACACUUCCAGCCGGGAAAGUACUUCCCGUCGCCGCUGCCCAUGGCUUCGCACACAGCUAGCAGCCGACUGAUGGGAACCUCACCGGCCUCCUCCUUCAUGGGCAGCUUCCUCACCAGCAGCCUGGGCUCUGCCCCCUCGCACCCCAGCGGUGGCACCCCGGCCCCCUCAGAGCAGGCCUAUCGUGCCUCCCACCCUACCGCCUCACAGAUCUGGUUCUCCCACUCCCAUGAAGCUCCGGGGUAUCCCAGAUUUUCGGGGAGUCUGGCAUCCACCUUCCUACCCAUGAGCCACUUGGAUCACCAUGGAAACAGCAAUGUUCUCUAUGGGCAGCACCGUUUCUAUGGAACCCAAAAAGAUAACUUCUACCUGCGUAACCUGCCCCCCCAGCCUACGCUGCUGCCCGCCAACCACAGCUUCCCUGGUGUGGCUCGGGCUGCCCCCGGCCACCCCAUGGGCUCCUGCAGCCGUGAGCGGGGCGAGACUGGGCCCCUGCAAAAGGGUACCAAGGACCUGGACCGCUUCCUCCUGGGCAAGGAGCUGAGCAAGGAGAAGGUGGGCAAGGCCAUGGAGGCCAAGGAGCGGCUGGCAGCCGCAGAGGAGGACGGCAAGGACCGCCACAAGCUGGUGCUGCCUCUGCCACUUGAUGGGCACUGCAAGGAGAGCGGGGUGCCCCAGGGCCCCUGUGAGGCACGCCCCAAGCACCUGGCCUCCUGCCUGCUCAAUACCAAGGUGCUCAAUGGUGACAUGGGCAAGGCAACAGCACUGGCCAGUUGUGCAGGGGGCAUGCUGGUGCGGCCCGGCCUGGGUGUGACAGCCCCAGGACGCUGCACUAAGGAAGCAGCAGGCCCUGUGGAGUCUGGGCCAACCUUUGGGGAGUGCCUGGAGCGACGGCAGAUGCUGCACCACACUAGCUCCUAUGGUGUGCCCUCUGGCCUGCCUACCGGGCCACCCCCACCACUGAGCUCAGCUGCCAGCUCCUUCCCCUGCCUGCAACUGCAUGCCAGCCCUGACGGGCUCUGCCCACUGCAGGACAAAGUCUCCCGGGAUCCCAAGGCCAGUGGGCCCACCUUCGUGCCUUCCACAGGACACCUGGGUGACAAGGGCCGCCCCUUCCUGGUGGCUGAUGCCUGUGCCGUGGCUGGGGAUGGCAAAGAGCAGCACCUGGACAGGCCCUCUGGGCCAGAGCACACCACACCCUGCGGGGUUUCCUAUGCCCACCUGAAGGCUGAGGGCAAGGGUGAGCGGCGGCCAGGGGGCUUUGAGGCAGCCUUCAACCCCCGACUGAAGGGCCUGGAGUAUCUCAACAGCGCAGGCCCCGAGGCGCCCUUCCCUGGGCUCCCCAAGGGUGGACUGGACAGAGGCGGCUACUUUGAGCUGCCAACCCCCUUGCAGGACUGCUCCCGGACUAGCCACCAGGACCCACUGGGUGGGAAGGUCCCGCAGAUCUGUUGCACUUUAGACAAGGCCACCGGCAAGGAGGUCCCAGCGGGUGUCCCUGGAGUACAGAAAGUGGCCCGCAUCCGGCAUCAGCAGCACCUGGUGGCCCCCGAGGUGGAGCCAGGGGGCAGUGGACCUGAAGCCAAGUGCAAGUCCCUGGAGUUGACCUCCCUGGGGUAUGGGGGGCCCCACCUACCCCCCUGGAGUGUCCAGUCAAGCCAGGGGCCAGCCAUAGCAGUGGGUGAAGAGCGCAAGGGCGGGGCCUACCUGGACCCCUUUGGGGGCAACCUGCCCCCUGCUGCCCUGGUGGCACAGGAGCUGCCCACACCACCUGGUGAGGUCUCAGCCAUGAAGAGCCUGCUAAAGUACAGCAACCAGGCACUAGUGGGGGGGCAGAAGGCGCCCUUCGUGGGCCUGGGGGGCAUUAAGGCCAGCUGCACCCAGCAGGAGGUGAAGUUCCCUGCCUCCAAGGGCGCCGGCCAGGCCCCUGGGGAGGUGGAGCGGCCCGACUGUGCCCGCAGCCGCGAACACGAUCCCCCCCACGCCGAUGGGGAGGUGCGCCAGCCGCCUGUGGGCAUCGCCGUGGCCCUGGCCCGGCAGAAGGACACUGUGAGCCGGCCUGAGAUGGCUUAUGUUGUUACCAGCAGCCGCCAGGCCCGAGCCACCCCCACCUUCAAAGCUACUGGAGGGACCCGCCCCAGCCACACACUGGACCUUGAAGCUGAGGAGGACCGGGCGCGGCUGUGUGAGGACCGCCUGGGCCUGUCCAGCCGUGAGCUGUUGCUGCAGGACAAAGAUCUCAUGGAGUUCGCCCGGAUCCACCCCUCAGGCAGCUGCCCUGGAGAGCUGGCCCCCCACCUCAUGCUGGCCAGUGGCUCCUCCCUACAGAGUGGCCAGCUGGGCACUGAGCCAGCCUCGCACACCCACCCUGCCCACCCACCCUGGCUGCCCCGAACACGGAGCCCCUCCUUAUGGAUGGGAGGUCAUUCCUACGGCCUGGGGCACCCUGCCCUACACCAGAACCUGCCCCCCGGCUUCCCCACCUCUGUGCCCGGCUCCAUGCCCUCUGUCUUCCCCAUCCCCCAGGACACCCCCACCCAGCUCGUCAUCCUGCCCUCUGAGCCUGCGCCCCACACAGCCCCCCAUACACUGGCUGAUGUCAUGGACCAGGCCUCGCUAUGGCCCCCCAUGUAUGGGGCUCGCGGAACCACGUCACACAUGCAGCAUCCCAGUCAGCUCCCCAUGUACUCAAGGCCCCAGUUCCUGCGGCAACAGGAGCUCUAUGCCUUGCAGCAGCAGCAGCAGCAGCAGCAGCAGCAGCAGCAGCAGCAGCAGCAGCGGGCAGCCCAGGCCCUGGAGCUGCAGCGGGCAGCCCAUUUCCAGCGGAAGGACCACCACCUGGAGCUGGAGGAGCCCGUCCCAGAGAAGGCCCUGAAGUCCACCCACAAGCCACAUGCCUUAACCACAACGGCCAAGGCUAACCCCCCAGCCACUGCCACCACCGCAGGCCCCACCAAGCUGUCCCCCUGCUGCCACUCGCCUGCCCCAAGACCCCCCACCAGCUGCCCCACACCACCAUGUCCCAGCGUCCCCUGCACUUUAUCUGUCUGCCCCAGGGGCAGCCCUGGCUCAGGCUCUAAAGCACUCAGCUCUGAAGACAAGAGUAGGGGAGGCCUGCAGCCUGGGGUGGACCUCAGCACCCUGGUACCAGACCUGCUUCCCAGAUUCACGUGUGCAGCUGCCACCACAGGCUUCCCUCUGCCCCCCAGCAUGCACUCUUCUGACCUCUUGGACUCUGAAACUAUGCAAGCACCCCUCCCUGGGGCACAGCUGGAACUGGGGAGGACGUUCUCGCGUGGGGAGUCACCCCACAGUCCCCAGAGCCUGGACGAGCCUGGACUACCCUCGGGGGCCAGGGAGACCACCCAGGACCUUGCUGACACCCCCAACCCCAUGGAGCAAGGAUCCUCGGGGAAAGUGGCAGACCCCAGCCCGCUGGAGGGGCUGCAAGAAAUCCAGUGUGGGGCCGGGGCCAUCCUGGAAGCAGAGCUCCCUGAGGCCAUGGCCCCGGCCAGUUCUUCUCAGGGAGGGUCUCAAGAGGAGAGGACCAUGGGAGGUGAUGGGGGACAAGGGCCACUGUUGGGAGCCAGGCCCCAGACCCCGGAACCACACACAGAGACCCUGAGUACUGUGGAUGAGUCUCCAAGUGACACAGAGUCUAAGGUCAAGGCCGAGUUCCAGGAAGAUGAGCUCAGGGAGCAGGAGCAGGACUGGGGAGGAUCUCCAGAAGCCACCCCCCAGCCUAGGGCUCUUCUUGGCUUGGAUGCCCUGGUGGCUGCCACCAUUGACCUAGGGGACUUGCCUGGCCUCAGCCUGCUGAACCUGCAGCCCCCCACCAACCCUGGGCUACCAAGUAUGGUCCCCCCACCCUGGUGCUCAGGGACCCCUGGGAUUGCCCUGCUCAGUGAACUCGCUGACCUGGAGCUCCCUCUGCAGAGGACCCAACAUGAGGAAGAGGAUGUCCUGGCUUUCAAUCUGCAGCGCUUGGCCACGCUGGCCUCUGCCUGGUCCCUGGUAGAGGUCGCCAGCCCUGCCUGCUCUGCCCAACUUCCUGCCGCCACCCCCAACCAGCUGCCCAUGCUCACCCCCCGCAUGCAGAUUUUGCAGCGCAAGGACACCUGGACCCCCAAGACCAAGCCUGUGUGCUCCCUGAAGGCCGCCAUUGACCAGCUGGACACACAGGAAGUGGAGAUGCGUGUGCAGCUGGCAGAGCUCCAGCGGCGGUACAAGGAGAAGCAGAGAGAGCUGGCGCGCCUGCAGCGUCGGCGGGACCAUGAGCGAGACGAGAGUUCCAGAAGCCCAGCAAGGCGGGGGCCUGGCCGGCCCAGGAAGCGCAAAUACUCCAGUCUGCUGCCCCCUCUGCGGCCUGGUGGCCAGCUCCCUAGGGGUGAAGAUGGCCAGCUUCCCAGGGGUGAAGGCAGGAAAGUCAAGGCGUUGCGGUCCAGCUUGAGCCUGCUGUGUGCAGAGCUGCAGGGUGGGGGUGAGCCCACCAGGAAGCGCAGCAAGCUGGAGAAGGGCCUGCGCAUGGGCCUGCCCACCUCUGCCUCGGAGAAAGUGAGGUACAAGAAGAGCAGCAGCCAGGAGCUGGCAUCCUCCUCGGCCAAUAAGGUGGCCCAACUAAAGCCCAAGGUCAAGAGCAAAGGGUUGCCCACCGGCCUCAGCCCUUUCCGAAGGAAAGAGACAGCCCCCAGUGGCCGCAUCCACAAGAAGCUGUCCCGAGCCAAGAGCGCCAAGGUGUCCACUGCAGCUCGACACCCACAGGCCCUGGCUGAGGCUGGCAGAGAGGUGCCCAAGUUCCCAGCCCAGCCAGCUAUGGCGGCAUGCGAGGCAGGCAAUGAAUAUGACAGUGAGGGCUUUGAGGGUUUCCUGGGGACAGAAGCUGCACCCAAGGAGCCUGGCCUGGUUCUGCACGGGGCUGCCAGUGUGGCCAUGCUGGGGCCCUCCCCGUCCUCCGUGGUUAAGAUGGAAGCCAACCAGAAGGCCAAGAAGAAGAAGGAGAGGCAGGGCCUGCUAGGCACCUGCCACCUGUCCAGCCCUGAGAGUGAGGUCAAGAUCAAGAGGAGGACUGCCAAGUCCAAGGUGGGCCCCCAGCUGGAGCGGGCUCCUGGGCGCAGACCACCGGGCAAGAAGAAGGCCAAGGGCGAUGCCACAGGCCAGCUGCGGGCAGAGAUAGGUUGCAAGCCUAGCAGGGAUGGCCUCUUCGGCCCUGCCCGGGCCUUCAGCUGCCAUGAGGAGAGCGCCAAGCUGGCCAGUGAGCGCCUCAAGAGAGCCACUCGCAAGAGCACCAUGCUCCAGCCUGGACUCCGGCAGCGCAAGAACGGAGCUCUGUCCAUUGCCCUCUCACCUCGCAACACCAAGGCCAUCUUGGGGAGCAGGAAGCUGGCCAAGGGCAAGGUGAUCAGCAAGCAGGCCCAGGGCCAUGCAGUCAGCCGCCUGCUGGAGAGCUUCACUGUGGAGGAUGACUUUGCCUUCGAUGACAACAGCAGCUUCUCAGAGGAGGACGAGGAUGAGGAGGCUGGGCCUCUGAGCGCAGAGCAGAGUGCAGCCCUGGCUCGCUCCUGCACCAUCCACAAGGAGGACCUGCAGGACGGACUGCCCGUGCUCAUCCCCAAGGAGGACAGUCUGCUAUAUGCUGGCAGCGUCCGGACCCUGCAGCCCCCUGACAUCUACAGCAUUGUCAUUGAGGGUGAGAGGGGCAACCGCCAGAGGAUCUACUCGCUGGAACAGCUACUACAGGAGGCGGUCCUUGAUGUGCGGCCACAGUCCAGUCGCUACCUCCCACCGGGCACGAGGGUCUGUGCCUAUUGGAGCCAGAAGUCCCGCUGCCUGUACCCCGGCAACGUAGUCAGGGGCACCUCCAGCGAUGAGGAGGAGGACCUGGACUCCGUGCUGGUGGAAUUCGAUGAUGGGGACACGGGCCACAUUGCCAUCUCCAACAUCAGGCUGCUGCCCCCGGAUUUCAAGAUCCAGUGCACAGAGCCCUCUCCUGCCCUACUGGUGUCCAGCAGCUGCCGCCAGACCAAGAAAGCUGCCUGUGAGGUCCCUGCACCUAGUGAUGCCCCCAAACCUGGCCUGUCCCCCAGGGAGCACGAGAGUCCUGAGGCUUCCAGGAUGCCUGGAAAAAAGCCCAGCAGCAAAGACAAAGCUGGCAAAGUGGAGCUACUAACCGGGGGUGCCAAGCCACCAGCAGGGGCCCCUGAGCACUUCCUGACCCGGCGUGCCAGCCCACUGCUCAGCUGGUCAGCCGUGGCGCAGAGCAAGCGGAAGGCAGGGGUAGCAACGGGCAAGGGCCCAGGCAUGCUGCAGAACCUCUUCCAGCUCAACGGCAGCACCAAGAAGCUGCGGGCACGUGAGGCUCUGUUCCCGGUGCACAGCGUGGCCACCCCCGUCUUCGGCACUGGCUUCCGCGCUGACUCGUUCAGCAGCCUGGCCGGCUCUUAUGUACCCUUUGUGGCUGGGGCCGCCCAGAGCCUGCCUGCCAGCACCGGGGGCCACAAGCUGCUACGGGCCAAAAGGGCCGAGCAGGCGGAGGCUGAGAAGUGCACCCGGCGGCGGGCAGGCAGUGAGUUCCUGGUCAAACUGGACCAUGAGGGCAUCACGUCCCCCAAGAAUAAGAACUGCAAAGCCCUGCUGCUGGGUGACAAGGACUUCGGGCCAAAGCUGGGAAGUGCCCUGGCUGGGCCCAACUAUACCCACCCAGCCCUUGUGGGCAAGGACAGGAAGAGCCGGCCACCCAUGCCGCCGCUGCCCGUGGGGCUGGGGUUGCGUAAGUUCUCAGGCCAAGCCGAGUUCCCGCUGCCCUGUGAUAGCGACUGCCACAGUUCCUACUCAGAUGAUGAGGAGGAGGGGCCCGGGCUGGCCCCUGGUGGCGUGCCAUCCCGCUUCCUGGCCCGCCUGUCGGUGUCCUCCUCUUCCUCCGGUUCCUCCACAUCCUCCUCCUCCGGCUCCCUGUCCACUUCCAGCCUCUGCUCCUCAGACGACGGUUCCUCCUACAGCUCCGAGGAUGAGGACCCGGCCCUGCUACUCCAGACCUGCCUCAGCCACCCCGUGCCCGCCCUCUUGGCUCAGCCUGAAGCCCUGCACCCCAAGGGCGGCAGCCCCCACUCACAUGCCCAGCGCUGCUUCCUGUCCCGGGCCUCUGUGGGUGGAGGGGGCCCCAGUCCCAGCCCCAGCAGUGGCAAAUCGAAGCUCAAACGCAAAGAGGACCUGAGCUUCUCCAAAGCCAAAGAGCUGUCUCGCAGGCAGCGGCUGCCCUCUGUGGAGAACCGGCCAAAGAUCUCCGCCUUCCUGCCCGCCCGGCAGCUCUGGAAGUGGUCAGGGAACCCCACACAGCGGCGUGGCAUGAAGGGCAAGGCCCGCAAGCUCUUCUACAAGGCCAUUGUGCGAGGCAAGGAGACACUGCGCAUCGGGGACUGCGCCGUGUUCCUGUCAGCUGGCCGGCCCCACCUUCCCUACAUCGGCCGCAUCGAGAGCAUGUGGGAGUCCUGGGGCAGCAACAUGGUGGUGAAGGUCAAGUGGUUCUACCACCCUGAGGAGACCAAGCUAGGGAAGCGGCAGAGUGAUGGGAAGAAUGCAUUGUACCAGUCGAGCCAUGAAGAUGAGAACGAUGUGCAGACCAUCUCCCACAAGUGCCAAGUGGUGGGGCGGGAGCAGUACGAGCAGAUGACCCGCAGUCGCAAGUAUGAGGACCGGCAGGAUCUCUACUACCUGGCGGGCACCUAUGACCCCACAACAGGCCGCCUGGUGACGGCCGAUGGAGUGCCCAUCCUGUGCUGAGCCCUCCUGGCACCUAUGCUGGGGCUGAGCAGGAACUGGAGGAUCUGGACAAAUGGCCAGCCUGCCCACCUCCCUCCCAGCGCCUGAGAAGAUAGGCACCCCGCAUAACCCCCCAGGCUGGCCCAGGCUUUGAAACGGUUCUUCCUGGGGCCAGAGAGCUGGGUGGCAGCCCCAGGCUGCAGGUUGGGCUCUGCUUUCCCCACCGGCAGUUCACCAGAGAUUUCAAAUCCAAGCCAUAUUUUCCCUAGUACCUCCAACUGGCUCCCACCAGGGAAAGCAGAAAUCAGGUGUGUUGUCUAUUUAUUUCUUUCUGUAAAUAGUGUAUUUCUGCAGGCAAGUUUUAUGGGGGGAAAAACAUGGAAAGGAGUUCUUUUGCUCACUUAUGUGAUGAGGGUAUGUGUAUGUGUGUGUGUGUGUGUGUGUGUGCAUGCGUGCAUGUGCACGCACACAUAAACAUGCAGAAAUUCCAUUCUGGGGCUUCUCUUUGAAGGUGCACUGUUUUCCUCAGCCUAGCUGAGUCCCAGUGGGGGUAUCUGUGAGGUCAGGCAGCUGGGCUGAGGACUGGGGGUGGGGGGGUCACACAGUUCAUGUCUUGGGUGUCUGUAAGGUGGAAGUCACACAGAAGCUUGAUUCCUUUGAGAGAGAGAGAGAGAAAGAGAGAGAGAGAGAAAUGUGUUAGGGGAGGACUGGCCUCGGGUCCCCAGGGGAGAAGGGCUUCCAGGAGCUCAGAUCAAAAUUGAUGUGCCCCCUCUCCAACUGAAGCUUGGCAGCCUGUCCUGUUUCAAACAAAACAAAGUGAACAAAUAUUUUAAAAUAUUGAUGGAGGAACUAGUGUGGUGGGAAUGCAAAAAGACUGAGGCUCUGAGGUCCAAGAUUCAAUCCCCAGCACCAACAUAAGUCAGAGCUGAACACAGCUCUGGGGGAGAAACGUAUAUUGAUGUGGAAAAGUGAUAUUUGGGUUUUAUUUCCUGAAUAGCCCAAGUUAUCUCUGAUUUCAGUUUCCUUGGCUAGACUGUCUUGCCUCAGCUUCAAGCAGUAAAGGGGCUGGGCCUCUGCUUCCAUGGCCUGUAGGCUGGUGCCUAGGGCCCCACUGAGGCCACACUAGUCCCCACCUACUCUGGAGGCCAUGCCCUUUGCCCAGGGCCCUGGACAGUGGCGAGUAGGGGCAGCCUUCCCAGAACUUACAUUACCCUAAGACCCCAGAAAUUCAACCCUGUCACUUCCCCCUCAACCAGGAAGGACAUGGAGUAGGCCAGGCUGGAGGCUCAGCCUGGCCCCUGAAAUGCAGUGAAAACUAGUUCCUCCCCAGCACCCCCAGAAAGCCCCCCUGCCCAG